Molecule: messenger RNA, 3117 nt
Organism: Rhineura floridana
Lineage: Eukaryota; Metazoa; Chordata; Lepidosauria; Squamata; Rhineuridae
Gene: SPAST
Product: spastin
Exons: 17
Coding region: 230-2062 (610 amino acids)
Cellular component (GO): microtubule cytoskeleton
Molecular function (GO): ATP binding; ATP hydrolysis activity; microtubule severing ATPase activity
Source: RefSeq, a predicted model, not a curated record
UCACUCAUUCGCGCAGGCGCAAAUUAACAACAGCGGUCAGGCCAGCAAAAGGCUAUUACGGUACUCUUUAUUCAGGAAGGGUCGCUGCGCAGAUUUCCUUGUGUGUGCGCUUGUGUGUAUCUGUUUGAUUGCGGGACUGAGACGAAGGGGCGUAGCCUCGGCUAUGGCAGGCCCGCGCGGGUGGUUGUUGUCAGUCCCUGGCAGCGGGUUAUGGCGACGGCGGUGGUGAAUGAAUUCUCCGGGCGGGAGAGGGAAGAAAAAGGGCUUAGCCGCCUCCAGUUCCCCGACUCGGGCCGCCGGAACCUCCUCUUCAUCCGCGGCCGGGUCGGCGCCUUCGGUCCAACACCACCAGCAGGCGGCGGUGGCUUCUCCUCACAAGCGGAAUCUCUUCUACUUCUCGUACCCGCUCUUCGCCGUCUUCGCCCUGCUCCGCUUCCUGGCCUUCCAGCUCGGGCUGCUCUUCGCCUGGCUCUGUGAGCGCCUCUCCCGUGGCGGGGUGGUCAUGGCAGCGGCCAAAGGCACCAACAGGGCCGGGCCCGGGGACGCUGCCGAGACGGUGCGAGCUUGUCACAAGCGCGCCUUCGAAUGCAUCUCCGCGGCACUGCGCAUUGAUGAAGACGAGACGGCAGGACAAAAGGAACAAGCUGUUGAAUGGUACAGAAAGGGGAUUGAAGAACUGGAGAAAGGAAUAGCUGUUCUAGUUACUGGUCAAGGAGAUCAUUGUGAAAGAGCUCGCCGUCUCCAGUCUAAAAUGAUGACAAAUUUGGCAAUGGCCAAGGACCGUUUGCAGCUGUUAGAGAAGAUGCAGGCAGUUAAGCAAAUCCCCAAGCUGCAAAUGGAAGUCAGUAGUGACAGUACUAACCUGGUAUGCCGCAAUGGACAUCUCCAGUCAGAAAGUGGAACUGUUCCAAAAAAGAAGGACCCAUUGACUCAAACUAGUAACUCCCUUCCUCGGUCAAAAUCUGUGGCAAAAGCUGGAUCCGUGGGCCUUUCAGGGCACCAAAGGACACCUAGUAAUAGUGGAAUAUCCAAUUUUUCUGUACCUAGACAGGGAACUGUUCCUGUAACUUCAACUCAGAAGACUACUCCAAAAAAUAAUAGAGCCAACAAGCCUUCUACUCCUACAACCGCCGUGCGAAAAAAGAAAGACGCAAAGAUUUUUAGAAAUGUGGAUAGUAAUCUUGCUAAUCUUAUACUCAAUGAAAUAGUAGACAGUGGGCCAUCUGUCAAAUUUGAUGAUAUUGCUGGGCAGGAGCUGGCUAAGCAGGCGCUGCAAGAAAUUGUUAUCCUUCCUUCACUUAGACCCGAGUUAUUUACAGGGCUUAGGGCUCCUGCACGUGGAUUAUUGUUGUUUGGCCCGCCAGGAAAUGGAAAGACGAUGCUGGCCAAAGCAGUGGCUGCAGAAUCAAAUUCAACCUUCUUUAACAUAAGUGCUGCAAGUCUAACAUCAAAAUACGUUGGUGAAGGGGAGAAACUAGUGCGUGCUCUUUUUGCAGUAGCCAGAGAACUUCAGCCUUCUAUAAUUUUUAUAGAUGAAGUGGAUAGCCUGUUAUGUGAAAGAAGAGAAGGCGAACAUGAUGCUAGUAGACGUUUAAAAACAGAAUUUUUAAUAGAGUUUGAUGGUGUACAGUCUUCGGGAGAAGACCGAAUACUUGUAAUGGGAGCAACUAACAGGCCGCAAGAGCUUGAUGAUGCUGUUCUCAGGCGAUUCACCAAACGAGUGUAUGUAUCUUUACCGAAUGAAGAGACACGGCUGCUUUUACUAAAAAAUCUCUUGAGCAAGCAAGGAAAUCCAUUAACCCAAAAAGAGUUGGCACAGCUAGCUAGAAUGACAGAGGGAUACUCAGGGAGUGACCUAACAGCAUUAGCAAAAGAUGCAGCAUUGGGCCCUAUACGAGAGCUAAAACCAGAGCAAGUGAAGAACAUGGCUGCCAGUGAGAUGAGGAACAUCAAAUUGUCAGACUUCACUGAGUCCCUGAAGAAAAUAAAACGCAGUCUUAGCCCUCAGACCCUGGAAGCUUAUAUUCGCUGGAACAAGGACUUUGGAGACACAACAGUUUGAUAUGCAGCUUUGUCAAAGGGAGGGAAGAAUGUUGCCACCAAGGGACAGUUGAUGCAAACUGCUGCUGCAUUAUGACCAGUGUUUACAAGACUUUACAGAUUUCUAAAUACCUGCACUAAAACAAGAGACUGAUUUAAGAAAAAAAAUGAAUAGAAAUGAGUUGAUGAACAUCUCAUAAAUCUUAACAUCUGGAUUUGCAGAGCCCAAAGGGCACUGUAAGAUAGAGCACAAUAUGACAUGGGGGAAGAACUCUAGCAAUCGAACAAUGGUAGGGAAUAUAAUUUGUAUAUUUUGUUGCUGAAGUAUUCCAGUAAGAUUAUCAGUUGGGAAAGCUUUUUAUUGCUCAUGACAUUUACUUUUGCUUAGUUCCUGUUAAUCACUAAUUGUAAGAGUCUGAUUCUUUUUUUUACUAUGUACCAAUAAUGUGCCAAAUAAAAAUACUCCUUAUGUAUCAGUUAGGAUAGCAUUGUGAAUGCUGGGAUACAAAGCAAGUAGUCUGCUGCCCCUUGUUCUGAUGGACCUACAGUCAACAAAAUAACUUAGAAAGCUUUCUUUCAUAGCAGAACAGUAAUGACCAGUACAACCAAAUAAAAUACCAAAUGGCUUAAAGUUGCCAAUCAUACAUGAUUCACUUUCUGCAAUGCUUGUCUAAUGUAUUUAUAUAAAGUUUCUGUGGUAGGAUACUUGUUCUUAUAUUGUACACUCGCAGACUAAGAGUAAGUAAGGGUAAAGAUAUUAACUGUGAAACGAACUGCAGUAUUUCUCUUUGGUGUUAACUUUAUAUUUACAAUUACUGAAAGCUAGACAAGUUUAUUCUCUAGUGAUUUUCUAAUCUAUGCAGGUAAUCAUGACUGUGGUUACUUGUUUAAUUGCAUUAGACUUUUAUAUUCAUGUGCUUCAGUUUGUAGGGACACAACUGACUUUUGUACAUUUUCAUCAUAUAAAUAUAAAAAGAGACUCCAUUUUUGAUCACUUGAUGGCAAUUGUGGGGAGGAUAGAAACGAAGAAAAAAUAGAAAUUCUGUUGUGAAUAAAUGUACACAUUCAUUCUCAGUC